AUGGCUCGAGGCUCAUCUCAGUCCCAAGCGACAUCGUCUUCCACGACCUCACGCCCCGGCGUCAUGGCUCCUCGUGGUUCAGCUGCUGCCACAGCUGGAAUGCGCAGCCAUCGUAUUGGUGGAGGCGGCAACUCCAGCUCCGAAGGCAUGGGCAGCAGUGGCGGUGGCUUUGGUGCCGGAAACAACAUACUUAGGUUUAGGUUCUACACCGACGACGCUCCUGGCUUGAAGAUCUCCCCCACCGUCAUGCUCAUCAUGAGCCUCUGCUUCAUCGGCUUCAUCACUGCUCUCCACGUCUUCGGCAAGCUCUACUACCUCCACUUAUCCACAGGCGGAGCUUAA
This is a messenger RNA of Rosa chinensis, 342 nucleotides long. RefSeq names its product protein transport protein Sec61 subunit beta. The transcript has a single exon. The coding region runs from base 1 to 342 and encodes 113 amino acids. NCBI's taxonomy places the organism in Eukaryota, Viridiplantae, Streptophyta, Magnoliopsida, Rosales, Rosaceae. The record is from RefSeq and is a predicted model, not a curated record. Gene Ontology annotation, cellular component: Sec61 translocon complex. Gene Ontology annotation, biological process: intracellular protein transport.